This is a messenger RNA of Candidula unifasciata, 1579 nucleotides long. The record is from the annotation of a GenBank genome assembly. NCBI's taxonomy places the organism in Eukaryota, Metazoa, Mollusca, Gastropoda, Stylommatophora, Geomitridae.
AUGGUACUGGGCAAAACUUCAGGAAGACGCGUGGACGCUCAGCAAGAUCUUCAGGGAUUCACUGUUUCUAACGACAAUGACAGACAGUCCCUUGAGGCACAAGAACGUCUCAGCGUGCUUUCUGUUCAGCGCGACAAAAACCGUUUUCCAAAGAAGAAUUUUGAUCGACAAUCGCAUAUAAAUAAACAUAAGCUUAGCAAAAACUGUAAACUGUGCGUUUGCCCUUAUACUAAAGAAGCAUUUGAUGCCAAGGAAUGUGGAACGACAACGAUCCCCACACCUCCUACAAUACCUACGCCUUCAUCAGGCAAUAGCUCAUCGUCAGGGGGUAUUCGCAUCCUGCCUCUGCAGGUCAACGGUAUUUUCCCGUCGUUGACAGUGACUGCUAAAAGUGGACCGAAGCGGAGUGAAUGUGGGACUGGAGCUCUCAUGCCAUGGGCAGAUAAACUGUAUGUGGUGUCCUACUUGUCCGUCUUUGACUCGGGCAGUGGGACUGGGUUGUAUACAAUAGAUGAGAAUUUUACGAUGACUACCUUGGCACAGCAUAACUCAACCUACGCAAAUCGCUUACUCCAUAAAGAGACCAGUCAGAUCAUCGUCGGCGCUUGGGUCAUCGACCUUCAAGGGAAUGUUCGAGUGUUUUCAGACUUACUCACAGUGAGAGUAGGAGCCACAGCGGAGCACCUUACACACCCAGACACCAUGGUCUACAUGCUGGGGAUGGACGGACCCUUGUGGGAGUGUAACGUGACCAGUCUGGCAUGCGCCCAACUGUUUGAUCUGGUGGAGGUCCUAGAAAUCCCAUCUUCCGAAGGAGAGCAGCCUCAUUUCAAGGCAGCCCACACCAUGAACGGUAGGCUGGUGGUUGCCAGUAAUACGUUUGAGGAGGAAGAUUUCACCGGGAAACAGCAUGGAGGUCGACUCGCCGAGUGGAGAGGUCCUGGGCAGAACUGGACGAUCUUAGAACGGACAGCGUUUGUGGAAGUCACCGGACGCCGCAACUUUGGACAAGUGAUCUAUGCCUUGGGGUGGGAUUACCGGUCUGUCAUUCUGAAGGUGUUUGAUCCAGCUAACAAUUACUGGCAGACUUACAGAUUACCAAAGGCCUCCCAUGCCUACGACCACCUCUGGCAGACGGAGUGGCCGAGGAUCCGCGAGGUGGAGACUGAACGUUACUUGAUGGACAUGCACGGGCUCUUCUACGAGCUGUCUCCAUUGGGGUGGGCAGGAAGCACCUGGGGCAUCCGACCAAUAUCGCAGCAUCUCCGGGUCGUUCCGGAUUUUACUUCCUUCAGGGGGUUCCUGGUUCUUGGCGGGAAUCAGGUUUCAUCAAUACUGGACAACAACGUGAUAACCGGUCAAGCACAGUCCGGCCUUUGGUUUGGCAAAACGGAUGAUCUCUGGAAGUUUGGCAAACCUCAGGGUUGGGGAGCUGUAUGGAGAGCUGAUGACGUGCCCGAUGGAGCAGUUUCUGACCCUUAUCUGAUGACAGGUUUUGAGCAUAAAGUUCUUCACGUGAUCCAGCAUGACAAUAAUACUUCGCUGAUAGAAGUUUACGUUGAUGUUACAGGGGCCGCGG